Molecule: messenger RNA, 2076 nt
Organism: Dicentrarchus labrax (European seabass)
Lineage: Eukaryota; Metazoa; Chordata; Actinopteri; Moronidae
Gene: stx12l
Product: syntaxin 12, like
Exons: 10
Coding region: 162-968 (268 amino acids)
Biological process (GO): vesicle fusion; intracellular protein transport; vesicle-mediated transport
Cellular component (GO): postsynaptic recycling endosome; SNARE complex; endomembrane system
Molecular function (GO): SNARE binding; SNAP receptor activity
Source: RefSeq, a predicted model, not a curated record
CGUGACGUCAGAGACGGGCUGGGUUUGCUAAUUCAGAUCAGCCCUUAAUAUUUAUCUGAGGGAUAGACACCCACUGACGACGCCGGCUUCACCGCAAAGGUGUGUGUAGAGUGUGUACUUUCUCAGCAGAGUGACACACAGGCUGGUGGCCUACAACCAGGAUGUCCUACAUGAGAGCAGACAGUAGCUGGUCCCAGCCCUGGGACUUCAACAGCCUGGUCCAGACAUGCAGCUCCAACAUCCAGAAGAUCAGCCAGAACUCUGGGCAGAUCAAAAAUCUCCUCUACCAACUGGAGACGAGACAGGAAACCUCAGAUCUCCAGGAGAGGCUCCAAGAGCUCCAGCACUACACCAACCAGCUGGCUAAAGAGACCAACAGACACCUGAAGGAGCUGGGGUCACUGCCCCCCGCUCUGUCUCCAUCAGAACAGAGGCAGCAGAAGCUACGUAAGGAGCGUUUGAUGAACGAUUUCUCUGCAGCCCUUAACAACUUCCAGGUGGUGCAGCGGAGGGCAGCUGAGAAAGAGAAGGAGUCAGUGGUCAGAGCUCGAGCUGGAUCCAGAGCCACGGGAGACGGAGGCAAUGUGAAUGACCAGCUGGUGACGUUUGAAAAGGAAGAUGAGUGGAGUCAGAGCCAGACUCAAACUGAGGAGCCCCACAUCACAGAGGAGGACCUGGAGAUCAUCAGGGAGAGAGAGACUAACAUCAAACAGCUGGAGGCCGACAUAAUGGAUGUGAACCAGAUCUUCAAGGACCUGGCUGUAAUGAUCCACGACCAGGGAGAGAUGAUUGACAGCAUUGAGGCCAAUGUGGAGAGUGCGGAGGUUCAUGUGGACAGAGGGGCCGUCCAGCUGCAGAAGGCAGCCUAUUACCAGAGGAAGUCUCGUAAGAGGAUGUGCAUGCUGGCCAUGGUGCUGUCGCUGGUGCUCAUCAUCCUGAUCAUCAUUAUCUGGCAGGCCAUCAAAUGAGAGGAGCCCACUGAUACCUUCAAAUGACUUCCAACGUGUGUGUGUGUGUGUGUGUGUGUGUGUGUGUGUGUGAGAGAGAGAGAAAGCUGUAUAUGUGCACAUUAGUCUGAAAAUGAACCCUACAUUCCACUAUAAAAAAAAGUCAAAUCCUCCUCAGUGUAACCUUCAUCGCCACUGUAGACUGUGUCUUAUGAAAUGCAAUGUUGCACAAUUUUGUAUACAGUAAGUUGAUAUACUGUAGACCCUGUCUUGUUUGAAUAUAAAGUGUAUUCCUGAUAUAAAGAGUGUCUUACCAGUGGUUCCCAACCUGGGGGCCGGGACCCCACUUGGUCGCCUAAGCUUCAUAGGGGCCGCAGAACCUUCUUGAUUUUAAGCUGUGCUAGAAAACAUACAAAUAUACACAGUAGGUCUAUAUCUCAACAUUUCAUUCAUUUCUGUGAAUAAAACUAAAUAAAACUGUUAUUUGUAAAGUUUAGAUUACACUGUAAAACCAGUUAAUUUAACUGAAAAAAUUGUUGAAAGUGAUUAAAAUUCAAUUUUAAAAAAGUGAAACAUUCUUGAAGUGACACUGAAUUCAUUUUUAAUUUAUUUGUAUUGUGAAAAAAAUUGUGAAAAGUAUUUAAUCAGGAAUGUUUUUUAACUUACAAAAUUUAGUUUGUCUAACUUAAAAUGUUCAAUGUAAACCGUUUCAACAAUUUUUUUGAGGUAAAUUAACUUAUCGCAUUACAGUGUAUUAUUUCCUUUCUAAACUUUGAUGACCUGAACACAAGCAGUAUUAGAACAAUGGCCAAAUAUCAGGGGGAAGAAAACACUGAAUAUGGUCAAAGUCUGUAUGAUUGUUAAAAAAAGAAAUAAUUUGCUCAAAAUUCAUCCAAAUCACUCAUUUUACACAACAUUCCUGCAGUUAUUGUGUUCACUGUUCAUUGUACAGUUUAUCCGUUUUUCUAUAAUUGUUGAAUAUUAUCGUCAGGUUACUCAAUGAUAGAAAAGGGGUUCCUCAAGAAAAAAGGUUGGGAACCACUGAGCUAUGAGAAUGUUGAAGGAUAUAUCGGCUGGUAGCAGCUGGUAGAAUGUCUGUCUUUAAUAAAUCAUUGGUUUCACUGAUCUA